AUGGGGCUCUUGUUUCUUCUUCCAUUAGGGAAUAUGGCUCGCGGAGGAAGUUUGGAUUGUGUUCGCACAUUGCUUGCAUGGGGAGCUGAUCGGCUCCAGAGGGAUUCAUCUGGGCGAAUACCUUAUUCUGUAGCUAUAAAGCAUAAUCAUGGAGCUUGUGCAGCUUUGCUAAACCCAUCAGCAGCAGAACCUCUUGUUUGGCCUUCUCCAUUAAAGUUCAUCAGUGAACUUGAUCCAGAUGCAAGAGCUCUUCUAGAAGUAGCUCUGAUGGACGCUAACAAGGAAAGCGAGAAAAUAAUAUUGAAUGAAAGAAAAAAAUUGUUAUCUCCUGCAAAUGUGGAUGAAGCAUUUCAUGAUGAUGCUUCUGAGGCUAGUAGAUCUUGCGGCACCAUAGAGGCUUUGGUGAAUUUUACGGCAUUUUAA
Molecule: messenger RNA, 423 nt
Organism: Zingiber officinale
Lineage: Eukaryota; Viridiplantae; Streptophyta; Magnoliopsida; Zingiberales; Zingiberaceae
Product: E3 ubiquitin-protein ligase XB3-like
Exons: 4
Coding region: 1-423 (140 amino acids)
Source: RefSeq, a predicted model, not a curated record